AUUUGCUCAUACAGCGGAAUAGCUAGGGCCAUUGUAAAGCUCUAUAUGUGAACAAAUGGCACGCUAUGACCGAGCCACUAGGAUUUUGGACCCCGAGUGGGCGUCCUUACCUCUGGAGCUGUUACAUGAGGUAGCUGGGCGGCUCCCCUCCUCACAGCUCUGUUGCUUUGCAUUAGUCUGUCGAUCAUGGCGGCAGGCAACGCUGCCGCUGGUCACGACCCUGCAUGCGCCAAUGACAAGCGAGGUGACGCUGCCAACGGGCCCGCCUGGCAUGCAGCGACUAGAGGUCGUGCGGCGCUACCUUUCAAACAUCAAAUCAACCAACACCCCGUCAAACAACUCAAGCGGCGCACUACCUCCCUCCCAACCAUCACCAUCAUCACCCACAUCUCCGCCUCUCCUACCCAGCCUCCUUAAGCGCUUUCCCUUUGUCCGCACGCUGGGUCUGCACCGCUCCAGCCUGCAGCACCCCGCCUUCGAGGCCGCUGCGCUGCAGAGCGUGGCCGCCUGCCAGCCGCAGGUCACGCAGCUGCACCUGUACGACACCCUUGCCUGGGACUUCCCUCAGCAGCUGCCCAACCUCGCCGGCAUGACGCAGCUGGUGACGCUGAAGCUCUGGGGGCUGGGGGCGCCGGGGCUGGAUGUCAGCGCGCAGUGGUCCUACAGCCGGGGCCUCAUGGCGCUCAGCAGCCUCACCCGGCUGCAGGAGCUCACCCUGAGGUGGCUGUUCGGCAGGCAGGAGGUGGUGUGGACGUGUCCCACCACCCCCCGCCUGGUCCGCGCGCUCACGGACGGCGGCUGCCGGCUGCGCUCGCUGGACCUGAACGCCUUCCUUCUGGACCCGGGGGCGGCCGCCUCGCUGGCGCGGGUCAGCUCGCUGAGGUCGCUGUCGCUGUACUUUGAUGCGGAGGCGGCGGGGUGGGAGCAGGCGGCCUCCCUGAUGUCGCUGCCGGAGCUCACUCGCCUCAUCCUGAGCUACGAGGGGGACGCCAUGGCGGGCCCAUGGGUCGGUGACGGCCCGCCCGCGGACGAACCGCCGCCCCCACCUGCAGCAGCGGCAGCAGCAGUGCCACCGAACCUGGGAGCAGGGGCAGCGGCAGCAGGAGGAGGAGGAGGGGCAGGUGCUGUAGGCGGUGACGGCCACCAGCACAACCAUGCAACACCUGGCGCGGCUAACGGCGCCGGUUCCUCUUCUGCCGCCGCUCCGAGCAGCGGCAGCAGCGCCCUUCCGCUCCACCCCUUGACGUCUGCGGCUGCGGGUACGACGAGUAGCGGCGGUGGCAGCAGCGGCAACCACAACCCUCACAUCAGCGCCGCGGCAGCAGCACCUGCUGCUGCCUCCUCCUCCACUCCCCGGCGGCGGCUGCCCAGCUGGGCCGCCCGCCCCUACUCCCUGCAGUACCUCAGCCUGACCACCUCCCCCGCGCUGCACCCGCUGCUGGGGCGGAUGGACGUGCUGCUGCCGCACCUGACCUACCUCUCGCUCUCCAGUGUGGGGGAGUUUGGCAGCGGGCAGAAGGAGCUGGAGGCGGGGCUCAUGGCCAUGGCGCAAGCGGGGUCACGCCUGUCUCGCAUCAAGCUCUUUUGCAUGGAGCUGCGUCCGGAGCUGCUCGCCUCCCUCACCGCGCUGCCCUGCCUGCAGGAGCUCAUGCUGUUCAACGUCUGGGUCGCCCUGGAGCCGCAGCCACCCGCAGCAGCGGCUGCAGCGGCAGCACUACCCCUGCAGGCAGCAGCAGCAGCGGCAGCAGCGGCAGCACUACCCCUGCAGGCAGCAGCAGCAGCGGCAGCAGCGGCCAACCAGCAGCCACCGCAGCACCAGCAGCAGCAGGCAGCAGCUGCGGGGGGUGCGGGUGCGGGGCCAGCAGCUGCGCAGGCUGCAGUGCAGCCGGGGGAGCAGCAGCAGCACCAGCAGCCAGGGGCGCAUGCAAACGCGGCUUUAGCAGCUGCGGCUGCGCUGCUGGCAGAUGCCAUGGCUGCGGGUGGCUCGGAGUCGGAGGGGAGCGGCGAGGGAGGGGAUGACAUGCUGACGAGCUCCUCGGAGGGUGGUGAUGGUGAGGAGCAGGGUGACGAUGAUG
Molecule: messenger RNA, 2075 nt
Organism: Astrephomene gubernaculifera
Lineage: Eukaryota; Viridiplantae; Chlorophyta; Chlorophyceae; Chlamydomonadales; Astrephomenaceae
Source: the annotation of a GenBank genome assembly